Molecule: messenger RNA, 454 nt
Organism: Copidosoma floridanum
Lineage: Eukaryota; Metazoa; Arthropoda; Insecta; Hymenoptera; Encyrtidae
Product: longitudinals lacking protein, isoforms A/B/D/L-like
Source: RefSeq, a predicted model, not a curated record
UUAUCAAAUGUACGACACGUUCCAAACCGCGUCGGCUUAUCAAGUGGUACCGAGUCAAGAGCUGCUCGUUCACAUCGACAGAUCGAUGAACCCCAGUAAGACAAACGUGUGCACGCGCUGCGGAAAAGCUUACUAUCACGUGCACCACCUGAUGCGGCACGCGAAAUUCGAAUGCGGCAUAAGUCCGAGGUUCCGGUGCUUCUACUGCUCCCAUCGAAGCAAACACAAACACGAUCUCAAGAAGCACAUCGAAAGCAAGCACAAGAGUAAACCGGUGCAUUACUACGUUGAUUGAUACGAUACCUAUAGGUAUUGGCUGAUUUAUGCAAUACUUAAUGUGUACUUGGCCGAAAAUAUCAUUUAACAUUUUGUUGCCCUAAAUUACGAAAAAAGUAAAAUUUAUUUCAAAUAUUAAAAUUUAAGUCGUUAUUUUUUAGCCAUUUUACAAAAAAAA